GCAUUCAUUUACUGCCAUAAGUCCUCGAAAUCAACCCAAUCACUCUGUUUCAGCCUACCCAUCCAUCACCAGAUCUUCAUCUCCCCCACCAAAUGGAUAUUUUUCCCAUUAAUUAACCCACACCCCCCACAUCUUACACCCCCAAUCUCUCCAGAUCCGAUCAUAUCAAACCCUAAUUCACCCCAAUUCGACCCACAAUGGCAGUAGUACAGAAGCAACAUUACGCUACAAGCAGUCUAGUAAUCGGGUACGCUCUAUGUUCAAGCUUACUAGCAGUAAUCAACAAAUUCGCCAUCACUAAAUUCAAUUACCCAGGUCUAUUAACCGCUUUACAGUACUUAACUUCCGCUUUAGGCGUCUGGGUUUUGGGGAAAUUAGGGUUCUUAACCCACGAUCCAUUCGUGUGGGAAACCGCCAAGAAGUUUUUACCAGCUGCUGUUGUGUUCUAUUUAGCUAUCUUUACAAAUACAAAUCUGUUACGCCAUGCGAAUGUCGAUACAUUCAUAGUUUUUAGAUCAUUAACACCCCUUUUGGUAGCUGUUGCUGAUGUUGUGUUUAGGAAGCAACCGGUUCCGUCGAAAGUGACAUUCGUGUCGCUUUUGGUUAUUCUCGGGGGCGCGGUUGGGUACGUUGCGACGGAUUCGGGGUUUACGUUGACUGCGUAUUCGUGGGCGUUUGCGUAUUUGGUUACGAUAACAACCGAAAUGGUUUAUAUUAAACAUAUGGUUACGAAUCUCGGGUUGAAUACGUGGGGGUUUGUGUAUUAUAACAAUUUGUUGUCGCUUAUGAUGGCUCCGUUGUUUUGGGUUGUGACGGGUGAGUAUACGGAUGUGUUUGCGGCAGUUGGGUCGAACGGUGGGAAUGUGUUUGAGGCUGUGGCGUUUACUGCGGUUUCGUUGUCGUGUGUGUUUGGGCUUUUGAUUAGUUUCUUUGGGUUUGCGUGUCGGAAGGCGAUAUCUGCGACCGCGUUUACUGUCACUGGAGUUGUGAACAAGUUUCUUACGGUGGCUAUUAAUGUUGUGAUUUGGGAUAAACACGCUAGUCCGUUCGGGUUGUUUUGUUUGCUUGUGACGAUUGCUGGAGGUAUUUUGUAUCAGCAGUCGGUAACAGGAGUUAGUAAUCCGUCUGCGCAACGGGAUCCUGCGGCGUCUAAGCUAAUGGAGAACAAGGAUGACGUUGAUGAGUAUUCGGAAGAAGAUCAAGAAAAGGGCAGCGUAUAAGCGGUUUGAUUCUCGUAUGAAGCGGUUUUGGUCAACCGAAGCUUUUGAGUUGGUUAGUUGUAUACUUUUAUGUACUACAUUGUCAGCUAUAUUAUUUUCUUUUGGAUUCGUAUUAUGAAUGCUAUAUCGAAUAGGUCUUUUUUUGCAAAUUACGAACGAUUUAUGCCUUGUGUAUUCGGGCAUCUUUGUUUUGUUAAAGCAGUGAACAUUACUUGUUUUGUCAAUGAGUUUUAAUUUUAAAUUAUAAGCAUGCAAUUUCAUUAUCAA
Helianthus annuus (common sunflower) is the source of this 1487-nucleotide messenger RNA. RefSeq names its product GDP-fucose transporter 1. Lineage: Eukaryota; Viridiplantae; Streptophyta; Magnoliopsida; Asterales; Asteraceae. Gene Ontology annotation, cellular component: Golgi apparatus. Gene Ontology annotation, molecular function: antiporter activity; GDP-fucose transmembrane transporter activity. The transcript has a single exon. The coding region runs from base 198 to 1220 and encodes 340 amino acids. The record is from RefSeq and is a predicted model, not a curated record.